AACGCAGUGUUGCUCACGUGACCUUCUUACUUAACCAGCUGCAUGUGAGAGCCGAGCCGCUCAUCCUCUGCAGCCCGAGAGGAGAGACAGAAGACUCUGUGACUUAUCCGCUGACCCAAAGCAGCAUGGAGCUUUCACUGGCUCCCCCGGCGAUUAAAGCCUUCGUGUGUGGCUCUCUGAGCGGGACCUGCUCCACUCUGCUGUUCCAGCCUCUGGACUUGGUGAAGACUCGUCUGCAGACUCUGCAGGGCAGCAUGCAGCCCGGCUCACGCAGGGUGGGGAUGGUGUCCGUGCUCCUCAGUGUGGUGCGGACCGAGAGGCUGCUGGGACUGUGGAAGGGAGUUUCUCCGUCUUUUGCUCGCACCAUCCCGGGUGUGGGGAUCUACUUCAGCACCUACUACUCCCUAAAGCAGCACUUCCUCCAGGAUGGCCGGCCGAGUGCUGUGCAGGCUGUGCUGCUGGGAGGCGGGGCUCGGACGGUGGCGGGCAUCGUGAUGCUGCCGAUUACGGUGAUCAAGACGCGCUUCGAGUGUGGCAGGUACAGGUACGCGAGUGUGUGUGGGGCGCUACGCAGUGUGUGUCGAACUGAAGGUCCCGCAGCGCUGUUCUCCGGCCUGAUGGCCACCCUGCUCAGAGACGUUCCCUUCUCUGGCGUCUACGUGAUGUUUUACAGCCAGGCUAAGGCCGCUUUGCCACCAGAGAUCAGCGCCUCCGCCUCGGCUCCCCUGGCUAACUUCAGCUGUGGGAUCCUGGCUGGCGUGCUGGCCUCUCUGAUCACUCAGCCUGCUGACGUCAUCAAAACACACGUCCAAGUGAAUCCCCAGCUGAGGACGGCAGAGGCCGUCAGAAACGUCUACGUGGAGCACGGACUGCAGGGCUUCUUCAGCGGAGCGGUUCCUCGCUCUCUCAGGAGGACCAUGAUGGCAGCCAUGGCGUGGACCGUGUACGAGCAGAUGAUGACUCGCAUUGGACUCAAAUCCUGAAGGAUGGGGGUGAUGGGAAUCCUGGGAAAGAAAGAAGAGAUGAAGAGAACUUCAGAGCGAGGGCUGCACAGAAAGGUGGACACGGUCUGAAGAGUGGAAGGCUCUCGGUAACUGAGAAGGAGUCACCGUAGGAGAUGGCGAGCUCAGGAAGCACACGCCUGGCGACGCGUCUUCGCGGACGUCGAGGGAUCUGAUCUUUGAUGUUAAAAUGUUCAUGCAGGUUGUUCUAGAUUGCUGAUUCGUGCAACAGCCGGAGACUUCUCCCCAAACAUUUCCCUGCUGUGAGUCGUUAUCUUUCAGGACGGCGUCCCAGAUGACGCUCAGACAUCUGCUCUUUACCCUCGGCAGCGGUCCGAAGCCCCGACUCACACAGAGCAGUAACUUGAGAUUACGCGAGUGAUAUUUAUGUUAAAAGUGUGUUUUGUGUGACAUUGUUGGUGUUUAACAAUAAAUGAUGCCAAACGUGUGA
Nothobranchius furzeri (turquoise killifish) is the source of this 1452-nucleotide messenger RNA. RefSeq names its product mitochondrial glycine transporter B. The record is from RefSeq and is a predicted model, not a curated record. Gene Ontology annotation, cellular component: mitochondrial inner membrane; mitochondrion. Gene Ontology annotation, molecular function: glycine transmembrane transporter activity. Gene Ontology annotation, biological process: glycine import into mitochondrion. Lineage: Eukaryota; Metazoa; Chordata; Actinopteri; Cyprinodontiformes; Nothobranchiidae.